AUGCCACGUGGAAGAUUGACCACUAGUGCCCGCUCAGACAGCAGUGAGGUGGAUAUUGAUGGUACAGAAUCAGAGAUAGCCAAACUGCAGAGACAGUUCAGGAUCAUGGAAGGAGAUCGGCAGGUCUACAACAUUCAGGCCCGGGAGCAGAUCCGCAAACAACAGCAGGAGGUAGAGAAGCUGCUGAAGGAGAAGGAGGACCUGCAUAGAAACCUCGGUGCAUGUAAAAGCUUGUCACGCCAACAGCAGGACAGUGAGGACACUCAGAGUCUUCAGGCUCUGCUGGAGCAGAGAGACGCGCUAGAGGAGGAGCUGUGGAGAGAGAAGCAGUGUCAAACAGAGCUAGAGAAGGAGAUAACAAAAAUGGAGUUGAAGCUGGCAGAGUUGAGAAAAGGGGAGGUCAGUACUGGGGACACACAGAAGUCUGAGUUACAGCGGACUCAGAAGGCCAUACGCACUCUGGAAUACAAACUGGACAGAUCCUUGACACGCUUGAAUGAGCAGCUGACUAAAAACAGCCACCUGAGAGAGGAGCUCCAGACACUUCAUAUUGAGCGCAUCCGUUUCCAGCAACUGCACAACAAUCUGCACAAGGAACUUUACGAUGCCCGCAAGAAAAUUGGGGAAGUUGUCAACCUGUCCUCUGUUGCCUACGAUGCCAGGGUGGAGGCUCAGUCCAAGAUGACCAUGAUAAGGGAGAAGGCAGUGAAGGACCUCGCCCAGUACAGCAUUGAGAUGAAGGAACUGGAGAGGGUUAUUGCACAUGAGUUCAGCCUGAAGGAGUUUAUGACCACCAAGUGCAGCGAGAGGAGCGGGCAGGAUGACGGCCAUGAGAUGGGACACAAACUAUUGUCAGAGAUGAAGGAGCAGAGGAGAACGGACUCGGGGGAAGAGUCGCUGGAUGCUCUAGAGGAGGUGUUUGAGAGGAUCCAGACAGUGACAGGGGAGGACAACCUGGACAUGCUGGUCACCAGGUUCAUCCAGUUUGAAGACCAGAACUUUGCGCUCUUCAACUUUGUAAAUGAGCAGAACAAUGAGGCAGAGGCGCUAAGAGAUCAUAUCAGCAAGACAGAAGCAGAGAUACAGCGGUUUCGAGUAGCAGAUUUGCAACAAGAGCAGGAUCAUCGCUCUCGGCUCCGAGACAUUGCGGAGCAACUACAGGAAAGCGAGUCUCAAGCUGAAGACUAUGAAGACAAAGUCAACAUCAUAAACAAAAUCCUGGACCAGAUUAAAACAGGCGUGAACAGCAUCUUCUCUCAAAUGGAUUGGGACCGCUCAGUGAUCGAGGACAUACUGGGCUCCUCCACAGGGAUCAGUGAGAACAACAUCAUGUCCUACUUGGGUCUGGUGGAACAGAAGACCAACGAGCUGCUCACCAUACAAGCUUUCCUCAAUUCUAAAGAUCUAGAAAAGGAGUACAACCCAAAAGACCUGGCUACAUUCCUUUUGGGUCAAAAUCCAGAACUGCUUCAGCAGAGUGUUAGCGUCCAACCUCCAAUCAACAGUGCGGAACAUGACGCUGAAGACUCUCCUGUCACUGAUGAGGAAGAACGACCACUGUCACAGGGAGAACUUCGCCAAAGAAUAUUAAAAGCGAUUUUGCAGAAAGAGAGUUCAGCUCGGCAGGCAGCAACCAAAGCCUCAAAGAUCAGCCAGCAGCUGGAUGGCAGACAACGCUCGCUGGAGGACGCACUGAUCUGACACACUGACCUGAUGUUUGAAAUGGGGUCCUCGCCAUCUGCAUCUGAAGGGCUUGCUUUUAUCGUUCAGCAUAAUAUAGAUCCAGGAAGGCCAUCGCCGCUGAUGGAACCGGCCUGUUUGCUUAUUUUUAAAUGUUGCAGCUUGCACAUGUAAACAUUUAAAGCUUAAUUAUGUUAUGUAUGUCCCAUUUUAUGAUGAAUCAUUAGCGUGGCCUUUUACAAUGCCUGUUUGUUGGUGUGAUUUGUUUUGUUGGAACUAAUUAGGUCUGGAGCUAUAAAGAUGCCAUUUCAGAUGCUGGUGACCAGCUGUCCUUUUGAUGUGGGACUUGCCAUCUGGCUUUGACUCUUCAGUCUGGUUGCAGGACAACCUCCCGCACUGGCGGUGUUUCAUUACAUGGUAGUUGCUGCUAUGCUCAAACGGAAAGGUUGGGGGCAGCAGAACCUUUUGUAAUUCUAAUUGGCAUGCUGAGCCCUUGAGUCCUGUUUCCAAAAAGGACAUGAGCAUUUAACGCUUGACAGUACAAACGGAUUCUUAACAAUUUUGUGUUGCUGUAAUAAUGCAGAUUUUUCUCAGAUGUGUUAUGCUGAAUCACGCUCACUUAUUCAUAUUUAUGUGACCAAUUUGUAGAGCAGGCUUGCCACAUUAUCUUCUUCACAUGUACCAGUAAUAUCAGAAGUGUCUGUAUCUUUUUUUCCGUCAGUGUGGCUUGUAAUGUGCAAAGAUUAAAAAAACUUCACUUUGAUCCUCA
Molecule: messenger RNA, 2449 nt
Organism: Pseudoliparis swirei
Lineage: Eukaryota; Metazoa; Chordata; Actinopteri; Perciformes; Liparidae
Gene: odad1
Product: outer dynein arm docking complex subunit 1
Exons: 14
Coding region: 1-1701 (566 amino acids)
Biological process (GO): outer dynein arm assembly; cilium movement
Cellular component (GO): axoneme
Source: RefSeq, a predicted model, not a curated record